Microplitis mediator is the source of this 1427-nucleotide messenger RNA. RefSeq lists its product as uncharacterized. Bases 572 to 1342 code for a protein of 256 amino acids. NCBI's taxonomy places the organism in Eukaryota, Metazoa, Arthropoda, Insecta, Hymenoptera, Braconidae. The record is from RefSeq and is a predicted model, not a curated record. The transcript has 2 exons. Gene Ontology annotation, molecular function: protein dimerization activity.
GGUUUGCUGCUGAUGGUGCAAAUGUGAAUUUUGGUGACAAACAUUCUUUGUCUACACUUCUUGCCAAAGACAUACCGCAUUUAUUUACUAUGAAGUGCAUUUCUCAUUCUUUCCGUUUGUGUGCCUCAUGCGCUUGUGAAAAAUUACCUAGUGAAAUCGAAGAUCUUGCACGAGAUGUGUAUAAGUACAUACAAAAUAGUCCAAAACGAUUUGGGGACUAUACUGACUUUCAAAAGUUCGUGGAGGUAAAACCUCAUAAACUUUUACAUCCAUCGCAAACUAGAUGGUUGUCUUUACUACCAGUCGUGGAAAGACUUUUAGAACAAUUACCUGCUUUAAUUCUUUAUUUUCAAGGCGCUGUUCUUACAGAUCAUUUAGCUGCAGCUCAGUUAAUUCUGGACCAGUGUAUGAAACCUACAACUGAAUUGUAUUUAGAAUUUUUGAAGUUUGUAUUAUCUUAUUUUCAUGAUUUGAAUAAAGAGAUGCAGUCAGAGUCCCCAAAGCUUUAUUUGUUGUACGACAAAAUUUAUAUCACUUACAACAUGAUUUUAGAGUGUUUUUUGAGGCCAGAAUGUUUAGAACUAUCAGAUCAGAGAAAAAAAUUUUAGCUAUCGAUUUUUUCGAUGUACAAAACUAUUUAGACUUGAACGAAAUUUAUCUUGGAGGAAAUGUUACGGCUCUACUUGAAUUACGGAAAAAUUCCUUGUCAAAAGAAACUGUUGAUCAGUUUCGCAAGACAUGUCUUGCUUUUUUUACUGAAAGCGUCAAGCAAUUAACGGAAAGAUUUCCUUUUGAUAAAAGAAAUCAAAUUAAAAGCUUAUCUUUUUUAAACCCAGAUACAAUAUUGAACCCGAAAUUAAAACAACGUAAGCCAUCGAUAGCAAAUUUAGGGACUUUGUUUCCAGUAUUGUGUCCUCAAGAUUUGACAGAGCUUGAUCGUGAGUGGAGACUACUCAGAAAUCUAAAACUACCAUUUACUUGUGAAGAUAAUGUUAGAGUUGACGAGUUUUGGUGUUACAUUUCUCGGAUUACCAAAGGUGAUGGGUCUAAAAUGUUUCCUUUGCUGGCUACGUUCACUGAAGUUCUUCUAUGUUUGCCACGCAGUAGUGCAAAUGUAGAACGUUUAUUUUCAUCUAUAAAUAUGAUGAAAACUCACGUCAGGAAUCAAUUUAACACUAAAACUUUGACAGGAUUACUUUUUACCAAAAAUGAUUUAGAAACUCCUUGCUUCGAUGUGAAACUGACUGAUGACUAUAAACAAUUAUUUACAACAAAUAUGUAUGACUUUAAAAAAAAAGAAAAGACCAGUCAUCUCGUAGAAAGUAGUGAUUCUGAUAACUGAGAGUAUCUAGUCUUUUUUAAGUUAAAUGAAUAAUUUAUAUUAUCGCUUACUGUUUAAAUAAGAGCUUAUAAUAUUAUAAUAAAAU